AUGACACAUCAACUAAACGAUAUCCCUUCUUAUUUUGAACAUGUUGAUGCAUUGAUCCCGGAUUCACCCACACCAAAGUCCAAAUGUAGUAUUAACAAAGGAACACGUAUUUCGAAGCCGCCUCGCACACCUCUGAUUAAAAAACCUCUGAUGAUCUACAUUGAUGAGAUGCCGCUAUUUAUGCACAAAUAUAUUGAUGGUAUGGUUGAUGUAGGCACAAACGGUGAUUGUGGGAAUCGAGUUAUUGCCGGUUUGCUCGGAAGAGGAGAAGAAAAUCACACUCUUAUUCGACGGACACUUAUUUCAGAGUCGAAUUCGCAUAGGAACAUCUACGGCCGACUUUAUGAGAAACAAGAAAACUUUGAUAAAGUUCAUGAUUCCCUUGUUCCAUCACUAACCGCUCACGCGCCAGUUUCAAAGUGGAUGUCAUUCCCCGAGAUGGACCAUCUUAUAGCAGGGUGCGUACGACCGGGUGUGUGUCGAUUUGAUGAGAUUUAG
Molecule: messenger RNA, 498 nt
Organism: Vicia villosa (hairy vetch)
Lineage: Eukaryota; Viridiplantae; Streptophyta; Magnoliopsida; Fabales; Fabaceae
Exons: 1
Coding region: 1-498 (165 amino acids)
Source: RefSeq, a predicted model, not a curated record